Molecule: messenger RNA, 1100 nt
Organism: Phytophthora sojae
Lineage: Eukaryota; Oomycota; Peronosporomycetes; Peronosporales; Peronosporaceae
Exons: 2
Coding region: 13-477 (154 amino acids)
Biological process (GO): translation; ribosomal small subunit assembly
Cellular component (GO): ribosome; cytosolic small ribosomal subunit
Molecular function (GO): RNA binding; structural constituent of ribosome
Source: RefSeq, a predicted model, not a curated record
ACAGACUCCAACAUGGCUGACUACGACGAGGAAGAAGUGACGCGCGGUGUGACGGUGCGCGACGUGAAGCCCGCUGACUUCAUCAAGGCCUACGCCGAGCACCUCAAGCGCUCGGGCAAGAUCGAGCUGCCCGCCUGGUGGGACGUGGUCAAGACGGCCUCGUUCAAGGAGUACUCGCCCGCCGACCCGGACUGGUACUACAUCCGUGCCGCCUCGAUCGCGCGCAAGGUGUACCUGCGCCAGUACACUGGUGUGGGCUCGCUCAAGAAGGUGUACGGUGGCGCCGCCCGCAAGGGCGUGCACCGCCAGCACUUCCAGAAGGCCUCGGGCGGUCUCAUCCGCCACAUCCUGCACCAGCUGGAGGAGAUGAAGGUCGUGGAGAAGUGCCCUGAGGGCGUGAACAAGGGUGGCCGCAAGAUCAGCAGCCACGGCCAGCAGGACUUGGACCGCAUUGCCGGCCAGGUUGUGCGCGCUUAAGUUCGGUCGCUACGCGCAGCCGCCACUUAACCGGAAUGAACCAGAGAGCUAUUUUGCAAUAAUCGAAGCUACUUCAGACGCGCGCUCGCACGCUGCGUCGGCUUUACUCCCAACUGUGGUGUUCAUUGUGUUCAUGUUGAAUUGUUGCACGUCGUGGAAGAGUUUGCAUCGUGUCAAUGAGUUGGUUUUCGCGCGUUACAGGUAUCUUCGCGCCAGUGUCUUCACUCGAGCGUCGAACACCUCGGAGGAGAUCGGUGUGUCGUGCUCGUAGAAGGGGUUCAUCAGCAGCUUGACGUAGAGCUCGUGCACUUCGUGGAAGAAGGCCUUGACGGUGUCGUCGUUGCGGGUCUCGUGCAGCAGCAGGAACUUGACGCCCGAGGCCGUGACGAAGGCCGACACGAGCUGGUCGUUGAACCGGUCCACGACCUUGAGCGCCAUGGCGGGCGUCGUCCACAUGAGCUCGUCCACCAGGUCCAGCGCCGCGUGCAGCACGAACUCGUCCACGUGCGCGCUCUCCUCCCGCCGCGCGCGCAUCUCCAUCUUGUACAGCGGCUCCUUGGAGCCCACCACCACGAACAUGGACAUCGCUGUUCCUGCUGCCGGGGGCCGCUGGUAGCAACUUG